Messenger RNA from Podarcis raffonei (Aeolian wall lizard), 5868 nucleotides. It is a transcript of the gene SORT1, whose product is annotated as sortilin 1. The record is from RefSeq and is a predicted model, not a curated record. Lineage: Eukaryota; Metazoa; Chordata; Lepidosauria; Squamata; Lacertidae. The transcript is spliced from 20 exons. Gene Ontology annotation, cellular component: Golgi apparatus; membrane. Gene Ontology annotation, biological process: vesicle organization; Golgi to endosome transport; endocytosis. The coding region runs from base 121 to 2481 and encodes 786 amino acids. Gene Ontology annotation, molecular function: protein binding.
CGGCAUACCUGAGCGGCGCAGCCCAAUCAAGGCUUUGGUGGGCGGGGCGGCGGGGGUGAGCCGCCUCCGUGCUCUGAGGAGAGACUUCUGUGGUGGAGGUUGUUGUCGGCGGCGGCAGAGAUGGAGCCGUCGGGCUGGAUGCGCGCCGGGAUCCUCCUGCUGUUGGCGGCCCCGCUCUACGUCCGCGAGCUCCGCUUCGGAGCGGGAGCGCCGCCGCGGGUCCGGCGGGCCGAAUCCGAGGGAGCGUGUGGCCCGCGAGACGGCGGCUUUGAUUUGGAGGUGCUGGGCAACAGCACCCACCAGCGUGUCUUCAAUGAUCUCAGUGGCUCAGUGACUCUAUCCUGGAUUGGUGACAGCACUGGGGUUAUUCUUGUGUUGACCACAUUUCAGAUACCUCUGGUGAUCAUGAGUUUCGGGCAGUCUAAGCUCUACAGAAGUGAAGACUAUGGGAAAACUUUCGUAGACAUUACGGAUCUCAUUAACAACACUUUCAUCCGGACAGAAUUUGGAAUGGCCAUUGGACCAGAAAAUUCAGGGAAGGUGAUACUGACGGGGGACAGACCUAGACCAUACCAUACAGGAAGAAUAUUUCGAUCAUCUGAUUUUGCUAAGAACUUCCAGUUGACAGAUAUUCCUUUCCAUCCUUCAACUCAAAUAAUUUAUCACCCUCAGAAUUCUGAUCUGUUGUUGGCCCUCAGUAUUGAGGGCAGUCUGUGGGUAUCUAAGACCUUUGGUGAGAAAUGGAAAGAAAUACACAAAGAUGUUUGCCUGGCCAAAUGGGGCUCUGGCAUGACCAUUUUCUUCACCACAUUCCUGAAUGGCUCUUGUAAAGCUGAUCUUGGGUUACUUGAGCUGAAAAGGACCAAAGACUUUGGGAAGACAUUCAAGACUAUAGGAAGCAAAAUCUACUCCUUUGGUCUUGGAGGACGCUUCCUCUUUGCAUCUGUGAUGACAGAAAAGGGCAAUACAAGACGAAUCCAUGUGUCACUGGAUCAUGGAGAAACCUGGAACAUGGCACAACUUCCUUCAGUUGGACAAGAGCAGUUUUACUCUAUCUUGGCAGCUAAUGACGACAUGGUGUUCAUGCAUGUAGAUGAGCCUGGAGAUACUGGGUAUGGGACAAUUUACACCUCUGAUGACCAAGGCAUCAUAUAUUCGAAGUCCCUAGAAAGGCAUCUCUAUACCACCACAGGGGGAGAGACGGACUUCACCAAUGUGACCUCCUUGCGAGGCAUCUACAUCACUAGUGUGCUCUCAGAGGAUAAUUCCAUCCAAUCGGUGAUUACCUUUGAUCAAGGAGGGGAGUGGGUGCACUUGAGGAAACCUGAAAAUGCCAAAUGUGACUCAACCGCCAAAAAUAAGGAAAAGUGCAGCCUUCACAUCCAUGCAUCUUACAGCAUCUCCCAGAAGCUGAAUGUACCAAUGGCUCCUCUGUCUGAGCCCAAUGCUGUUGGAAUUGUCAUUGCUCACGGAAGUGUUGGGGAUGCCAUUUCAAUAAUAAACCCAGAUGUUUACAUUUCGGAUGAUGGCGGCUACACCUGGGCACGGAUGCUUGAAGGACCCCAUCACUAUGCCAUCCUGGAUUCUGGGGGCAUCAUUGUGGCUGUUGAGCAAACGGAUCAUCCUAUCAAUGUGAUUAAGUUCUCCACAGACGAAGGGCAGUGUUGGCACAACUAUGUUUUCAGUAAGGAUCCUAUGACGUUUACUGGCCUGGCAUCAGAGCCAGGAGCAAAAUCGAUGAAUGUUAGCAUCUGGGGAUUUACAGAGAGCUUCCUGUCUCGUCAGUGGAUCUCGUAUACUAUUGACUUUAAUGAUCUUCUAAACAGGGAGUGUAUGGAGAAGGACUACACCAAGUGGUUGGCUCACUCCAGCAAUCCCAAUGACCCUGCAGAUGGCUGCAUAUUGGGCUACAAGGAGGAAUACCUACGCCUUCGCAAGUCAUCUUUCUGUCAGAAUGGCCGAGACUACGUUGUGACCAAGCAACCAUCUGUCUGCACUUGCACAUUAGGUGACUUCCUCUGUGAUUUUGGCUACUACCGCCCAGAAAACCAUUCCAAGUGUGUGGAGCAGCCAGAGCUGAAGGGGCACGACCUAGAAUUUUGUCUAUAUGGGAAGCGAGAGCGGCUAAAGACCAGCGGAUAUCGGAAGAUCCCAGGAGACAAAUGUGUUGGCGGGGAAAAUCCCAUCCGUGAAGAGACUGAUCUGAAGAAAAAAUGCACUAGCAACUACUUGAACUCAAGCCAGCUGUCUACUUCCUCCAACUCCACUCCAGUCAUCCUGGCUGUAAUAGGCUUGAUGCUUAUGACUGCUGUAGCUGGAGUAGUCAUCAUUAAGAAAUACGUUUGUGGAGGAAGGUUUCUGGUUCACCGAUACUCUGUCCUGCAGCAGCAUGCGGAAGCGAACGGCUUUGAUGGCGUUGACACACCAGAUGCCAAUAAAACGGGCUACCAUGAUGAUUCUGAUGAGGACCUUCUGGAAUAGUGAUAUUGCAGAUCUAACUAGAAUUGGAUUCACAUGGAUUUAGAUGCUGCUACAGAAGGGCACGAAUGCAGACGGUUCAUUUUACUUCUAAUUUGAAUGCCUUUUCUGUAUCCAAGGGAUUCUGUGUUCCUACUGCUUCCAUCAAACUGUCUAAAACCAAGAAGGCUGCAAGAACUGCUUUGGGUGGGUGGGUGUAGAAGGGGGAGAUACUUCAGCUCUGAAUAAGGAAGAAGGGAAACCUUUUUUUAAAAAAAAAUGUAACUUUGUUUUAAUCAGAUUUCUUUUUCCAACUCUUAAAGGAAAACUAAAUAGGAAUGUGAAAGCAACAUUUCAUUAAAUAUUAGCAUUACUAGGUACAACAUACCUUGCUACUAGGAGAAGGCUCCAAAUCCCUGGGUGGGGGACAUGUUCCACUCCAACACUGUGAUGACACUGCUUUGAAGCUGUUGCAGUGUGAGCAGCACUUCUCCUAGCAAGCAGGGCAAUGAGAUGCUAUGGCAGGGACUGAGAAAGCUAACCUGCAUCCCGGGGCUGUGUGCCAAAACAGGGUUGCUUUUCAUUUUCACUGAAAUGUAAUCAACUGGGCAGAUGUGUGCCGUGCAAAGCAGAGAUUAUUCCAAGGCUAGGAGCAACUCUGUAGCUCUCCGAUUCCAAGGAACUAAACUGUGAAAUCGGCAUGUGUGUUGCCAUAAAUCUAAAAAGCAAAAGCAUGGGGGGGGUUUAAAUUUAUCAACUGUAAGACUAAGUAUACAGAUAUUUCAGAAAUAUGACUUGUUUAGAAUGUUAUGAAGGAACAGAAAUUGUUUGCUUUAAAUCGGGUUCUUGAAGGAACGUUUCUUUGCGCUACCAGCAGCACCAUGAUGUUAUUAAGUGUUUCUAAUUUUCAUUAUAUUUUUAGAUUAUACGUAGAUCAGUGGUUGCUACACAUGCACCGCUUUGCUACUGUGUUUUUCCGACUUCUGUUCAACAACACAGUUUGACUGUUAUGUGCCAUGUGGAAUCAUAACUAUUUCUCAAUAUUUUUUGGGUUCACAGAGGGUAUUGUGACUUGAACCUCGAGAAGGUAGUAAAUUAAGUUUCUUGAACUCAGUAGCUAAAAGUUGGCCUGUUGGGAUGUGAAUUGGCGACGGAGGCGUCCCACUCCAGUAGCUAUUAUAGUAAGAUCCAAGGGAUUCUUACUAUAGGGGAUCCAUAGAAACACAAAGUAUUGAGCCAGUGCAUGGCAUAGGUAAUAUUCGGCUUUGAAGGGACUGAGAUGCUUGGAGAGACAUGUUUGAACUUGAAAGACCUUCAUAACAUUCAGUAAUGUAUUUUCUUGAAUUUUGGUCCCCAGUGGUACUUUUUACACUUAUCUUAGGACUUUGUUCUAUUCCAGCAUAGGUGAGUGAUUAGUCACAAUUUGUCCACACUUCCCGCUGCAUUUCCCCAGGGAAAACCACUCUUUUGUGCUUGAUCGGAGCAAAUGGCAAUUUGGGUUGGGUUGCUAAAGAGCAGUUUUCCCUGGAGGAAAGCAGCAGGACAAGAGGAAAUGUGGAUAAGCCCCUAGACAAAAUAUGAUUCCCCACUCACCUGUGUUGGGAGCGUGGCAGGGUCUGAAUACCUUCCACAUACCACCUGUACCCUUAAUCUUGCUAUGAACGCCUAUACUGGAACUUGCCCCACUCUGCUUUCAUUCCCCAAGUGUUCCUGCUGGUGAGGCAGCACUACCAGGAAGGUCUCACUGGAGGUUUCAGGCUGAGGCUGCCUUUGCUCCCUUGUGGUGCUAGGGCAUGCAUCCAGACACGAGGAGCCCUGGGACACAUAGCAUAUUUUCCCCAGGGUCUCUGGUGUGUGUGGUGCUUAAGGACCACCUUCCCCUUACCCAGCCCCAGUACUUCCCUAAGAUUAUCAGAGGAAAACUUGCUGGUAAUGCUGCAACCUGCUGAGUGUCAUCCAGCGACAGUCUGGAAGUGGCCCUUCUCCAUAGUGGCAUCUACCCUCUGAAUGCCAUGCUCCGCAAUUUUUCAGGAGGCACUGACUGUUGGGUAUUUCCACCAUUGAUCAGUUUAGCUUGCCUUUCUUCAAAGAAGCAGGAUUUGUUAGAUAUUCAGUGGCUACCAAUUAUGCCCUAGUGGUUAGGACAUGUUGCUAAAGUCACAGAGCUUUCCACCCCUCUUUUUGGCAAUAAUGAGAGUCAGAAACAUGAAAUAAAGUGUCUGUCCUGGAUUUGUUUUUCCCACAGUUACUUUGGCGUUACUGUGCUUUUUUAUUGGGCCCUUACUUCCUCCCUUACAUCACUGCAUCAUUUGAUUAUAUCUCAGGGUGUCAUUGUCUUCCUUGGUACAAAAUUAUUUUGUCCCUUGCAGAAGGUACCAACGAGGAACACGUGGCAAGGAGGAACGUUUGUCCCUGGAAGACACUUGUAGCUUAUUCCACUUGUUGUUUAUUCUCACUCCAUUUGGUACAGAAGCACACUUGCAUGUAAAUAAAAGUGCUGUUUACAGUCAAUGUUAAACUCACAGUAACUCAACCAGGAACUGAAGGGGGCUCAAUAACCUUGCGUCUGACAGCUGCUCCAAAACCCCUGCUCUUAACAUAUUUGAACUUCUUGUGUAUAUCUGUUCUGUGCAGAGCCAGGUUCAAAUCGCUUUACUAUCCAUGUGAUGUGGCUGAAACUCUUUUAAGUGCUGGGCUGGGCUUGUGAUGGAAAGCCUGUAAUGUAGCUGGUGGUGACCUUUUCCAUUUCACUGAGAACAUAAUCUGACUACUUACUCUUCCUAUUAUAUGUCCUAUUUUCUAUGUUUAUUAAAGCAUCUCUGGAAGGGUGGUUAGGCAAGGGAGUUCAUUACUGGGCAUGACCUGUUCCAUUGCUCCAUUUCUGUUGGUUCCCCUCUCAUAAGACACUCUACAUUGUGGCACAUUGGCUUAUAAAGUGAGAGCAUUCAAGGAACUAGAAACCUCAAUAAACUAACCAGGUCCUUGUUACUGUCACACAUUUGCUGCCCUACACAACAGUAGCCUUGUCCUCCAUAGUGUUGAGUAUGUAGGUAACACUGCAUCUUAGUCACUGCUCUAAGGGUGCUGCCUAAGUGACAAAGCAGUCCUGGAAAUGUUGCCAUUGCAUGAGCUUUGAAGUAUCAUUGUCUCCCUGAUGUGUCUGUAAGGCAGACCAGACCAGGCCAUGUGCAUAAUGGCUGUAAAAUAUAACAUAACAAAAAGCCAUAGCUAAUACACUCCUCUACACAUAAUUUCUUAAGAUGUACAGUCUGAGGCAAGGUGCAGAAGAAAAAUAAAGGAGCCAUGUAUAGAGUUUGUAAAUAAGCCUGGCUAUAUUAUAAAUUUGUACUGGUAUUUUUCUGUAUAUUUGCAAUAUUUGGGUUAGAAAUAAAGACAAAAAUUGGGCUUUUA